Molecule: messenger RNA, 357 nt
Organism: Protopolystoma xenopodis
Lineage: Eukaryota; Metazoa; Platyhelminthes; Monogenea; Polystomatidea; Polystomatidae
Source: the annotation of a GenBank genome assembly
AUGGGUGAUACCAAAUGCAGUAUCACGAAGUGUCCUGUGGAAAGCAAAGUUUCUGUUGUACUUGAACUGGGUGACAACAAGAAUGCUUCUGCAAAACCAAAAUCUUCCGUCCCUAUCUCAAACUCCGGAGGUAGUAUUGCGUCAAGCCUUAUCGAGCGUGACGCCGCAAUAGCGGCCUCGCUUGAGGCUCCCCUUCGUAGAAGUAGCCGUGGUAAAGGUCGAGCUGGAAAUAAUACUGGUGCUGGAAACGGUUCGACUGGCGGUGCUUCUACAGGAUCAGAUGAUCGCAUUCAGUCUUGUGUCGUCGGGGGUGUUGAGUAUCGUGCAGGCAAGCACAAUUUGCUAAAUAUAAAAUAG